CGAGUGUCGAAUACCGAAAUUACGUCACAGAGCGCAGACAAUAAUAUUUUGGUCACAAGCGCAAUAUUUUGAUUUGUCGGUUGCCGAUCGGUAUUCUGCGCAAUUGUCCCAAACAAGUACUACUACGCAUACAACAUCGUGUACUGUACUGUUCUUUGGUACGACUAUUAUAGUGUACGUUUGUGUGUACGUGCGUAUCCUGCCGUCGUCCGAUAACUGCGUCGUCAGCGGAGACUGAAGUAGAGACCCCACUGGUCACUGACUAUACAUACCGACGACAGUUUCAUUCACUCGAGAUUUUUUCGUUUUAGUUAAAACAUAAAAAAAAAAACAUGAGUGAAAUGAAUGAAAAGGACAUACCUGUUUCUCAGCUUAGUCAGCUUCAAAUCCAAUGGCCUCAAUCGCCUCCAGCUACAGUACCACAACCAAUGGGUCCUAGUAGUACACCAACUUUAUGCUCUGCAUGCGGCAAUCACAUUUAUACAAGUACAUCUAAGAAAGCUAAAUCUUCUGCAUGGUGGAGUUGUAUACUGAUGUGCAUUUUUUGUUGUUGGUGUGGAUGCUGUCUUAUUCCUUGCUGCAUGGACUCUUGCAAUGUUGUCAACCACAAGUGCCCAAAAUGUGAUGCAUUUUUGGGACAGUACAGACCAUAAACUAAAAUACAACAGUAUAGUUUAAACCAACAUUUUUGUAUUACUACUAUUAUUAUUAAUUAAAAACGACAGUUGAAUAAAAGUGUUAUCAAUUUUCAUA
Molecule: messenger RNA, 753 nt
Organism: Aphis gossypii (cotton aphid)
Lineage: Eukaryota; Metazoa; Arthropoda; Insecta; Hemiptera; Aphididae
Product: lipopolysaccharide-induced tumor necrosis factor-alpha factor homolog
Exons: 4
Coding region: 333-653 (106 amino acids)
Molecular function (GO): zinc ion binding
Source: RefSeq, a predicted model, not a curated record